This is a messenger RNA of Aureococcus anophagefferens, 6255 nucleotides long. RefSeq lists its product as hypothetical. Gene Ontology annotation, biological process: regulation of DNA-templated transcription. The transcript is spliced from 10 exons. The record is from RefSeq and is a predicted model, not a curated record. Gene Ontology annotation, molecular function: DNA-binding transcription factor activity; zinc ion binding; DNA binding. Bases 1 to 6255 code for a protein of 2084 amino acids. NCBI's taxonomy places the organism in Eukaryota, Pelagophyceae, Pelagomonadales, Pelagomonadaceae.
AUGCGUCGGCUCCAUCUCCUCGUUUGCCUCGUGGGGGCCGCCAUCGUCCUGUUUCACAUGCUCACUCAGCGACGGGCACCCAUCGCCGUGGCGCCAUCGGACGGCUCCGCGACGUCGCGGAAGACCUCCGCGCCGAAAGCGAUCGACCCGAAAUGCGCCGAGCUCGAGCGCCGCUUCGACGACGCGGUCGGCGCCGCGCGGCGCGAGCAUGCGGAGCGGGCGUGGGCGAACAAGAGGCCGGACUGCCCGCGGGAGCGGCGGAGCUGGCGCCAGCAGGGGCUGAGCUUCCAGGUGGUCGGGACGCCCUGCCAGCCCUGGUGGAGGCAAGAUGCCAUCGCGAUCGUCGACGCGCUCGCGUCGAAGACGGACGUCGCGGUCGCGGUCGAGUGGGGCUCAGGGAGCUCGUCGUUCUGGCUCGCGGAGCGCGUCGGCCGCCUCCACGCCGUCGAAAACGACAAAAAGUGGGCUGAACGCAUGCGACGCGACCUGAACCGGCUCUUCGGGAACGCCCGGGUUCACGUCGCCGACACGAAAGAGGAGCGCCGCCAGACGUGCAGCAGAGACGGCUGCGCGAAGGCCGAGUGGGACGCCUUGGACGAGCUCCGGCGGGCGGCGUACGCGAACGUGACCCUCUCCCGCGGCGACGGCUCCGUCGACACCGUCGCGGACCUCGUCGUCGACGACGGGCGCAUGCGCUUCGAGGUCAUGAAACGCGCGCUCCGCCUCCUCAAGCCCGAGGGCGGCGUCCUCGUCCUCGACAACUCGAAUCGCUACACCCGCGACUUCAGGCCGGACUUCAAUCUCCCGGACCUCGUCCCGCGGCACUGGCUCCGCUACACGUCGCCGAAAACGUGGCCCGACGACGGCUCGCUGAGUCCGGAGGACCGGAGGACCGCGAACCUCUGGAUCCAGCGAGAUUUUGUCGUGACGACCGUGUGGAUGUCGCGCCCCGCGCAUUGCGCGCCGCGCGAGGCGCCGACGCUCCUCGGCCCCGGCGCGGCGGGCGCCGCCGAGGCGGCGGCGCUCCCGAUCCGCGCCGCGGAUCGCUGCGCCGCGCCGGAGCCGACCGUCGCGUCGGAGCCAUCAUCCGGCGUGCACCACCUCUUCGCGACGACGAUCUACGUGGCGGACACGCGGCUCCCGCCGGCCGUCCUCGCGGAGGCCGGCCGCGUCGUGCUCGAGCGCCACGACGCCUGGCUCGCGUCGCCGGACGCGCCGGCGCGCGCCGCGGAGGCGAACGACGCGUUCUUCGACGCGCAGGCCGCGUGGACGCGCGGCUGGCUCGCGGCGUACGGCGCCUGCGGCGGGGCCGCGGCGGACUGCGAGGCCGUCGCCGCGGCGGCGAACGGCACCUGGGCCGCGAGCCUGCCCUCGGAGAGCGCGGCCUUUUCGGCGAUCUGGGCCGCGGUCGGCGCGCACGCGCGGCGCUUCGUCGCGGCCGCGGGCUUCGCCGGCGUCGACCUGCGCGUCGACGACGCCAUGCUCGGCGACCCGCGCGGGAGCGGCGAGUACUGGUUCUCGGUGCAGCGCGACGCGUCGCGCCACGCGCCCCACUACCACCCGGCCUGCGCGCUCUCGGGCACGCUCUACCUCCGCGCGCCGGAGGACGCGGGCCGCCUCCGCUUCCAGGACCCGCGGCGCCUCGGCGGCCUCGCGGCGCUCCUGCGCGAGGGCUGGGACGACGACCUCGCGGCCGUCACGGACGAGGCGCUCUUCGACGACGAGGUCGGCCUCGCGCCGCGCGCGGGCGCCGUCGUCCUCUUCCCGCCGUGGGUCAAGCACCACGUCGAGGCGACGCCGUCGCCGGAGCCCCGCGUGAGCCUGUCGUUCAACCUCGCCGGCCGCUGGGGCGCGACGCUGCGCGCGACGGCGGACGGCGCCGCGGCGGCGCGCGCGGGGCUCGCGGCGGACGCGCCCGAGGGCCCGCCGGACUUCUCCGCGUGCAAGGCGCGGGCCCUCGCCGGCGCCUGCGUCGGCGACCCGGACGCCAUGCUCCGCGCCUGCGCCGCGGUCUGCGAGAUCUACAUGCUCGCGCGCGACGUGGACCUCGACGGCGUGGACCUCGUGAAAAUGCAGCGGUCGCUCAACGGCAUGACACACUUCCGCGACGCGCCCGUGGUGCGGGACGUCUUCGCAAGAGACGUGCAGUGCUACGACCUGCUCUUCCGGAACAACGCGGGGCGGAGCAUGUUCGGCUGGGUGACGCUGGCGAACGAGAAGCUCAUGGAGGACGACUGGAGCUGCGCGCUGACGCUCAUGGUGCAGCUGCACCGCGAGACGCGGCGCGCGCGCGACGCCGCGCGGCGCGAGAACGGCUCCGCGUCGACGGAGGCCGCGUGGCACUACGUCAACGCGUCCUUCAGCCUGGCCAUGCUCUACACGAACCCCGGCGUCGUGACGACGCUGAGCGACGAGUCGCCCGUGCACGUCGCGCGCGGCGAGAAGCUGCUCUGGCACGUGCUCGAGGUCGUCGCGGCGGACGGCCUCCUGGGCGAGGACGACGCGAGCGUGCGCUACAUGGUCGACGUCGCGGAGAACGUCUUCGCGGGCGCGGACAAGGCGCGCGCGCUGACGCCCGUGCGCGAGGACGGCGCGGCGAGUUACGUCGAGCGGCCCGCGUACUGGGGCGAGGCGGACGAGUUCGCGGACUGCGGCGACCCGAUUUCGACGGCGCGCGUCGGGAUGCUCUACGCGCUCUUCGGGGACCACCUCCUCGCCGAGAAUUUGUUAGAGGCGGCCUGCGGCGGCUGCCCCGGGACCGCGGGCGCCGCGUCGGAGGCGGACGCGUGCGCGCUCCGGGACCUCGUGGCCCUCCGCGGCGCCCUCGCGACGCGCUGGGUCGACGACUCCGGCGGGCCGACGCCCUGGGAGCCGCGGCGGGCGCCGCGCGACGGCGACGCGACCUGGGCGCUCGGCCCGCGCGCGGCGGCCGAGGACGCGUGCCGCGCGGACGCCGCGUGCGCCGCUAAGACGCGGCCGCCGACGACGGGCGUCUUCCUCCUCCGGUCCCUGGCGGCGCGGCGGCCCUACGUCGACGCCCACCCGGCCCUCGCGUUCUCGCUCCGCGCCGCGGCGCGCCGCGACGCGCGGCUCGCGGACACCGCGCGGCUCCACGUGCUCGUCCACCACGGCGACGUCGCCGCGGCGCGCGACGCCUGGGUCGCCCGCCUCGGGCAUAGCGCGGCCCACCUCCUCGGCGGCGUCCACCUCGCGCGCUUCGGCGUCGCGCCGCGGCGGCGGCGGUCGACGGACCUCAACUACCUCCGGAAGAUCUUCACGGCCGUGGCCAUCUCGCGGCGCCGGCGCUACGAUACCUUGGUGUCCCUCGACGACGACAUCCUCCUCGCGCCGCCGGCCUACCUCGCCCUGCUCCAGCACGCGCCCUUCGGCGUCCGCGGCGCGGACGCGCCGUGCGCGAUGGUCACGCCGACGGUGUCGACGGGCAUCCCGACCGCGGAGCUCUUCGCCGCGGACUUUCUGCCCGCGGCGUCGGCGGCGGCCCUGGAGGCGUGCUACGUCGAGACGAUCCGGCGCUGGCCGCGGCUCUUCGGCGACCCGGACUUCUCGCUCGCGGACGAGACGCUCGAGCGCCUCGAGGGGCCCUGGCCGUCGGCCGAGGCCUGGGACCCGGCCUGGUGGCGCGCGAAGCUCUGGGACAAGGCGGCCAACUUCCUCUACGAGAACGUGCGGAGCUACGGCCUCGGCGUGCACCCCGUGCGCGUCAACGAGACGUGCACGGAGCUCGCGUUCGCGGCGACGCUCCCGCUCAUCCCUGUGCUCAUCCCGGCCCACUUCGGCGCGUCGGCGGCCGACGACCGCCUCGCCCUCGCCAAAGCGCGCCUCGAGGUCGGCGGCCCCCGGGCCUACCCCUACCUGGCCAACUCCGUCUGGGCGACGUCGCCCGCGCGCCUCGUCGACGCGCUCCUCCGCGUGGACCUCGCCACGGGCGGCCACCCCUUCGACGAGGCCGCCAUGUCGACGCUCUUCCUCCACGAGCGCAACGAGAGCUUGUGCGUGCUGCGCCACGCGUUCGCGGUCCACCCGCACUACGGCGGCUCGCGCUUCGCGAACCGGAGCGACUUCGAGGCGCGGCUCCACGCGGCGGCCUACGGCGCGCUCCUCCUGCGGGAGAGCCGGCGCUGCGGCGUCUGCGCCGGGUGCACGGCCGUCGAGUGCGGCGUCUGCAAGUACUGCCUCGACAUGAAGAAGCGCGGCGGGUCGGGGACGAUCCGCCAGGCCUGCAAGGAGCGCAAGUGCCAGCAGGUGACGACCGCGGGCGGCGGCCCGCGGGUGCCGCGCCUGCCCAAGGCGUCCGGCAAGGCGACGUUCGCGCGCGGCAACACGCGGUCGGGCAUGGAGCAGCAGGGCGGCGGGUCCGCGGGCCAGCAGAGCGCGCAGCAGGCCCUCGCCGAGGCCGCCGAGGCGGCGCGCAGCGCCGAGGCCGCGGCGGCGAAGCGGUCCGUGACGAUCGACGGCGAGACCUUCGCGCCCGCGGACCUCUACCGGCUCUGCGAGUCCGUCGGCGACGACCCGGGCCUCGACGGCGACGGCGCCGUGGACUGGGCCGGCGUCGCGUCGCGCCUCGAGGCGCGCGACGCCGCCCGCGACGCGCUCGCGGCCGCGCGGCGCGCGCACGCCAAGCGCGAGGACGAGGCGCGCGCCGACGCGACGAAGAAGGCGAGCCUCCUCGCGCGCGUCGGCGGCGCGAACAAGGCCGACGCGGCGGCGCGCUUCGCGGAGCGCGACGCCGCCCGCGCCGCCGAGGCCGACGCCUCGGCGGCCAAGUGCGCCGCCGCGCUCGACGCGGCGCACGCGGGCGCCGGCGCGGGCCGGUGGACGGCCGCGCGGUGCCGCGCGCUCUGGCGCUGGCCGCAGCCCGCCGCGCGCCGCUACUUCACCAUGGCCUCUUCUUCGCCCGGCACGGCCCACUCGGCCCUCACGGCGAUCCUGAGCCUCUCGGACGGGUCGGCGCCGGCGGGCGGGUCGAAGAUGAAGCGGCUCCAGGCCCCGGCGGCGGGCCGGGGCUCGAAGAUGAAGCGCCUCAAGGGCUCGGGCCCGACACCGACGGCGGCCGCGGCCGCGCCGGCGCCCGCGGAGAUCCGCGCGGACGACGCCCCGGAGCUCCGCGAGCUGCGCAACGAGCUCCUGAGCCUCUGCGACUCCUACGGCCGGGACCGGGCGCCGGACGCGGCGCCGCCGGCGGCCGAGGGCGAGCUCGCGGGCUCCGAGGGCGACGAGGACGGCGACGACGACGACGACGACGAGCCCGGGCCCGGGGCCACGGCGAGCAAGUACACGGGCGUCUGCUACCGCACGGACGGCAACAAGGCCACGCCCUGGCUCGCGCGCAUCACCCAGGGCGGCGUGCACACGAAUCUGGGCGUCUACGCGACGCCCGAGGAGGCCGCGCGCGUCUACGACGACCGCGCGCGCGAGCUCGGCCGCCCCGUCAACUUCCCCCGGCCCGGCGAGCUCCUCACGCUCAAGAAGCGCACGGUCAAGCGCAAGCCCCGCGGGCCCACGCGCCUCGAGCGCGAGCUCGGCCUCCAGCGCGACGCGGCCCGCGGCGACGCGGCCGCGCUCCGCGGCGACCGCGACGCGGCCCGCGGCGACGUCGCCAUGCUCGUCGCCACGCUCCGCGCCGAGCGCGAGACCACGCGCCUCGAGCGCGACACGCUCCGCGCGGAGCGCGACGCCGCCCGCAGCGAGCGCGACGCGCUCCGCGCGGACCGCGACGCGCUCCGCGGCCAGCACGCGGCCCUCGCCGCCCUCAAGGACGAGCUCCUCGCCAAGCUCGGGCCCGUCGAUGGAAAACCGGUCAAUCUCGGCAGCCACGCGACGGAGGAGGAGGCUGCGCGCGUCUAUGACAAGUACAUCCGGGAGCACAAUCUUCUUGGCACUAAUCGCCGAAAGCUGAACUUCCCGCUGCCCGGAGAAGAAGAGGCGAAGAAGCCCCCGGAGAAGCCGCACGCGCGCCCCGGGUCGUCGACCAAGCCCGCUGCGCACAAAAAGCCGUCGGUUACGGAGCAGCUCGCCACCGCGCGGUCGGAGCGCGACGCCGUCCGCCUGGAGCGCGACAUGCUCCGCGCGGGCCGCGAGACCGUCGCCUCGGAACGGGACGCGCUCCGCGCGGAGCGCGACGCGCUGCGCUCGGAGCGGGACGCCGCGUGCUCGGAGCGGGACGUGCUGCAAAUCCAGCUCACUUGUAUGACGAGCUUCAAGGACCAGCUCCUCGCGAAGCUCGCGCCCGCGUAG